Hevea brasiliensis (rubber tree) is the source of this 636-nucleotide messenger RNA. RefSeq lists its product as uncharacterized. Bases 1 to 636 code for a protein of 211 amino acids. Gene Ontology annotation, molecular function: rRNA (uridine-N3-)-methyltransferase activity. The record is from RefSeq and is a predicted model, not a curated record. Gene Ontology annotation, cellular component: cytoplasm. NCBI's taxonomy places the organism in Eukaryota, Viridiplantae, Streptophyta, Magnoliopsida, Malpighiales, Euphorbiaceae. The transcript has 3 exons. Gene Ontology annotation, biological process: rRNA base methylation.
AUGUUAAGGAAUAUAGUUGUUGGUCCAGAAGAGAAAUGGAUAAAGCACUAUAGCAGCUCUCAUCAAAUACUUCUAGUUGGUGAAGGAGACUUCUCUUUUGGUGCUUGCUUGGCUAGAGCCUUUGGAUCUGCUACUAACAUAGUUGCCACCUCUUUGGACUCCAGAGGUGAGCUGAUGAUGAAGUAUUCAAGAGCCGCAAUGCACUUGGAAGAGCUGCAACACCUUGGGUGCACAAUUAUUCAUGGGGUGGAUGCUCGCACUAUGGGGCAGCACUCACUUCUCCAGAACGAAUUUUUUGACAGGAUUGUCUUCAACUUUCCUCAUGCCCCUCUUCUAUGGCGUGAACAAGACAAAAGCCAAAUUAAGCUCCACAAGAAGGUAGUAAAGGGCUUCCUUAGAAGUGCACGUGACAUGUUGGCAAGGAAUGGAGAAGCUCACGUGACCCAUAAAACAGCUCAUCCGUUUGGUGAUUGGGAGAUUGUGAAACUAGCAGAACAAGUUGGGUUGCAUUUGGUUCAGGAAGUAUCUUUCUACUUAUGGGAAUAUCCUGGGUAUGAAAAUAAGAGAGGAUCUGGGAGGCUAUGCGACAACUCGUUUCCUGUUGGGCAAUGCUGCACCUACAAAUUUGCAUCUUAG